CCGAGGCGGAAGAAGAGCGUUGAGGAAAUAACAAGGAGCUGACGGGAGGCGUUCAGGCUGCUGCUGCUGCUGCUUCUCCUCGUCGUAGGCUGACUCAUCUUCUGCCACCAUGGAUCUACUGUUUGGGCGUCGGAAGACCCCGGAGGAGAUGCUGAGGCAAAAUCAACGGGCGCUGAAUCGUGCCAUGCGAGAAAUGGACCGUGAGCGGCAGAAACUGGAAGCCCAGGAGAAGAAGAUCAUUGUUGACAUCAAGAAAAUGGCCAAACAGGGGCAGAUGGAUGCAGUGAAGAUCAUGGCUAAAGACCUGGUGCGGACAAGGCGCUACGUCAAGAAGUUCAUCACGAUGCGAGCUAACAUCCAAGCUGUGUCCCUCAAGAUACAAACCCUCAAAUCUAACAACUCCAUGGCUCAGGCAAUGAAGGGUGUCACCAAAGCCAUGGCCACCAUGAACAGACAGCUCAAGUUGCCCCAGAUCCAGAAGAUCAUGAUGGAAUUUGAGAAGCAGUCUGAGAUCAUGGACAUGAAGGAGGAGAUGAUGAACGAUGCCAUUGACGAUGCCAUGGGAGAUGAAGAAGAUGAGGAAGAAAGCGAUGCUGUUGUCUCCCAGGUGUUGGAUGAGCUAGGUCUGACGCUGACGGACGAGCUCUCCAACCUGCCUUCCACCGGUGGUUCCCUGAGCGUGGCAGGAGGCAAGAAAGCCGAGGCCUCGGCGGCUCUGGCCGAUGCGGACGCCGAUCUGGAGGAGCGGCUAAAGAACCUGCGGCGGGACUAGCGGACCUGGGGCUCGACUCCCCUCCCCGUGGCUUGGCUCUUGAGGCACUCCUGCCGUUGGGACUCGCUCUGCCGUGGCAGGGAGUAGAGCCUCACCGGCUCUUGGGGGGUGGCCGUGGGCAGCAUGCGGGGAGGGAACAGUUCGAAUGGCGCUGUGUUAGUGCUCUUUCUCCCCCUUCCUUUUAAAAGGACUUUGAAUGUCAUCUGGCAAGGUUGGGGGGGCAACGGGGUUUUCUUUUCCCUUCCCUCCCCCCACCCCCUGUAUCAUGUAAAUACCUCCAUCCCACAAGCCUGGGUGGAGUGGAGGCUCAAAAUAAGCUCUCUCCUCCACGGCCGGGGGUGGGGUGGGGGGUUGUGGGUGACGCAGCCUCUUGCAAUCCCUGCGCGGUCCCUGGUGUUCUUCUGGUGGUGGGGAGGGGUUGGGGGAGGAGAGGAGCCCCAGGCAGCACCUUGGCAGAUACCUCCUGCUCCUCCUGUGUGAAGGUGGCAAGAGUCUCUGUUGCACUUUCCCGGCCUAAAGCUUUAUAUACAACCCUGCCCCCUGGAGGCAGGUGGGUCUCGCCAUGGCGUCUGUCUGUCACUUGUAAUAAAGGUGGUAGAUUUACAUUGAAA
Elgaria multicarinata webbii is the source of this 1383-nucleotide messenger RNA. RefSeq names its product charged multivesicular body protein 2A (gene CHMP2A). Bases 110 to 772 code for a protein of 220 amino acids. The record is from RefSeq and is a predicted model, not a curated record. Gene Ontology annotation, cellular component: ESCRT III complex; multivesicular body. The transcript has 6 exons. Gene Ontology annotation, biological process: protein transport; endosome transport via multivesicular body sorting pathway; late endosome to vacuole transport. NCBI's taxonomy places the organism in Eukaryota, Metazoa, Chordata, Lepidosauria, Squamata, Anguidae.